GCCCACCACAUCUAGAUGUCGCUGAGCGUAUCUCAUCAAUACGACAAGGGCCGACUCUAGAACUCUCUGUUCAGCUGCGCCACUAUAGCCGCGCUGACGUUUCAUAUCAUCCCAUCCGUAGCAGCUUUAACCCGCGUACUGCAGCAUCGUACGGAAGGGCUCCGCCGAGUAACAUCUGUUGGUCCUUGCAGUGGGAUAGUGACCUCUCAUCUGGCUGCCAAUCAUCAGUUCAAGCAUCUUAGCGUCCGCUGUCACUUCUCCACAGGCUUGUUUGUUUUAGCGAGACACCAUCUGAAGUAAUGGAAAUGGACGCCCUCCAAGACGUCCACGGACUUUCAGAAUGCAUUGGUCGAGCAAUACAAGAGCAUCUUGAAAGAUCCAACAUCAACCUCACUUGGCCGCAGCUCGACAGUUUGACUCGUCCUAUCCUGCGUGUCGAGGCUUUCCUGGAGGAUGGCAGUACGGGUCAUGCAGGUGUAACAAGAGCGCCAUCCGAGAGAGUUGCAUCGAGGACCUUGGAUCUGACCGGCAUGAGGACCCCAGCUCCCACGCAGAGUCCAACUCCACAUCAACAAGACUAUGAAGAGGUUUCGCCGGAAGAAUCUCCUCAGGAAACCUCGGACCUUUUGCCAGAGCAGGUUCGGGAAAACCGCAGAAAAGGUACCGGCGGCCUACGGGUGUCGCAGAACCAGUCUUCGUUCCAAGAAGACCUUAGUGAGCAUCAACGGCAGAUGCAGGUUGACAGCCGAAGUUUCCCGAAGCGGAAAAAGACGGCAUCAGACAAGUUUGUCUUCCAACCCUCGACUUUAGAUAAGCUCAUCAUCGGCAUCUGGGAACAGGUCCAUGGGUCCAUCAACUUAGACCCUAAAGCCAUCUUCGAGCAAUUUCAAGUCGCGCCAACUGGAUUGUCCAUGGAUGUAGUCCGUCAUGCACAGACAGAAGCGACGCCCACAGGCCUGACAGUACUCAACAACGCAGCAAGUACGACAUGUGACUCCUUUAGCCAAAUGAAUGUCUUCUGUCGCAAGGUCACACAGGCGAGCCGUGUAUGUCGCUCCAUAGAAAUGAUCGUUCAGGCUCGAUGGACAGAGCUAUUCGAGGAGCAGGUGCAGUAUCGGAGCCAAACCAGACCAGAUCUGUCGACCACUAAGCACAGGAAAGCGGUGUUCAUGGAAGCAUGCCAGGAUUUUGGCUGGUCCGAGAAGGAGUUACGCAACAAAAUGGCAAUCUGGCGAGGAUACAAAGAAGUAAAAGACGCAGCCGGCUGGGCAGCACUCGUUUUUGCUGGUAUGGGUAUCUACCGCUUUUGCAAAUACCGCGUAGGUUUUGACAACGACGCCAUGCGACGCCUGAAAAACCUUCGGAAAAGGCUUGAAGUAGCCGCGGACACGCUACAUCCACACUGGCGCCAAUUAUUAGCAAUCGUAGGAGAAUCUCCGACACCUCAGUACCCCGGAAAUCCGCACGAAUGGGUCGUAUUCGAAGAUGGGUCAGAUCCGGUACCACUACGCCAGACGUAUCUGGCCCAUGAUCCAUACUUCGCUUUCGAACAUAUUGAGGAAUCUGUCAUCGAUGAAUCCGCUUGGGGCUGCGAAGAUCCACGCUGGACACCUCAGUCCAGCGCGGUAGCAAGACCAGGUGGGAUUUACAUGUGCGCUCUUUGCAAGGAGCCUCAAUCCGAUAACCCGCAAGAUAACUCGUGUUUCUGCUUUCCCUCUUUAUUUGGAUGUGUAAAGCGUAAACCACCACCUGUCCAAGUAUACCGAACGCCGGACGGUAAGAACAACGGUCUGGUAGCAUUGACGUCUUUCGAUCGUGGUAUGGCGAUCGCUCAACAUCCCUGGCAAGUUACCAGAUUUGGCAGGGGAGAAUGGGAAACUACACUCGCUUCAUCAACCAUAGCUGUAAACCGAAUGCUCAAUCGUCGACCUUCACUUGGUUAG
This is a messenger RNA of Pyrenophora tritici-repentis Pt-1C-BFP, 1943 nucleotides long. The record is from RefSeq and is a predicted model, not a curated record. Lineage: Eukaryota; Fungi; Ascomycota; Dothideomycetes; Pleosporales; Pleosporaceae.